CUAAUUCCGACCUAAGGGUCGGUUUCACUAACGCCGAUUAAGCUUAAUCGUGAUCAACCACAAUUGGUCGAUUCUACUAAACAGCAAACGUAUGAUUGGUUUGUCAACAGCCGAUUAAGUUGACGUUGGUGAAACUAGGCAUUGAAAAUUGAGAUUGAAGAUAGAAAUUUAACCAAUGAGGACAAAAGAAUUUUAAGGGGUUUCUAGAGCCUUUUUUGUAAGGAUAAAAAUUUGCCCAGGGUCGAUGGUCUUUAAUAGUAUCUCAUCGGUGCUUAUACUGUGGUAUGCCUAUUGCCUAUUGGUACAUUUAAUAUUAAUUGACGACUAUUUCAUUGUAUAAAUCGUCAUGACUGCUUCAGUUAGCACCAAUCCGUCUACGUUAUUACCUUUGGAAUUAGUUGACAAGUGUAUCGGUUCUCGAAUACACAUUAUUAUGAAAAAUGACAAGGAGAUUGUAGGAACUUUGCAAGGUUUUGAUGAUUUUGUCAACAUGUUACUGGAAGAUGUAACAGAAAGUGAGGCAACCCCGGAAGGUCGCAGAGUUACAAAGUUGGAUCAGAUUCUUCUCAAUGGCAGCAAUAUUACUAUGUUAGUGCCUGGUGGUGAGAUGCCGGAUACAUAAUACUUUUAAGCCAUCAUCCUGAACGCAUCAGAUUUAUUUCUAUCUUGAUAAGAUUGUGAUGAAGCAUUAACCUCAUUACUUAUCGCAAGUAAGAUACGUUAUAAGCUUAAACUUAAUUGAUCAAAUAAAUGUUAACUAUGGAUUACAAAAGA
This is a messenger RNA of Acromyrmex echinatior (Panamanian leafcutter ant), 774 nucleotides long. Its product is annotated as U6 snRNA-associated Sm-like protein LSm5. Gene Ontology annotation, biological process: mRNA splicing, via spliceosome. The record is from RefSeq and is a predicted model, not a curated record. NCBI's taxonomy places the organism in Eukaryota, Metazoa, Arthropoda, Insecta, Hymenoptera, Formicidae. Gene Ontology annotation, molecular function: RNA binding. Gene Ontology annotation, cellular component: U4/U6 x U5 tri-snRNP complex; Lsm1-7-Pat1 complex; U6 snRNP.